ACCCCCGAUCGGCUGCUGGGCCUCGUCCCCUUCUCUCUGUCUCCCUCUCUUCCCCUACCACGUCCCCCGACACCGACACCCCAGUACUCCGCGGUCUCCUCAGUCUCAGCCUCGGUCUUCAACCCAGUCCGCCCGAGGAUUUGCCUGCAGGCCGCCCCUGACUCUUGCGCCCGCCCACCACUGAGGGCCAUCUAGGACCAUGACUAAGACAGAUCCUGCCCCCAUGGCCCCUCCACCCCGAGGAGAGGAGGAAGAAGAGGAGGAAGAAGAUGAGCCCGUCCCUGAAGCCCCCAGCCCCACCCAGGAGCGCCGGCAGAAGCCUGUUGUGCAUCCAUCGGCACCUGCACCCCUCCCCAAGGACUACGCCUUCACCUUCUUCGAUCCCAAUGACCCUGCAUGCCAGGAGAUUCUGUUUGACCCUCAGACCACCAUCCCAGAGUUGUUCGCCAUCGUGCGUCAGUGGGUGCCCCAAGUCCAGCACAAGAUAGAUGUCAUCGGCAAUGAGAUUCUGCGUCGAGGCUGCCACGUGAAUGAUCGUGAUGGGCUUACCGACAUGACGCUGCUCCAUUACGCAUGCAAGGCUGGGGCCCAUGGAGUCGGGGACCCUGCGGCGGCCGUGCGUCUCUCCCAGCAGCUGCUGGCGCUGGGCGCCGAUGUUACCCUGCGCAGUCGCUGGACCAAUAUGAACGCUCUUCACUACGCUGCCUAUUUUGACGUGCCCGACCUGGUACGGGUGCUGCUGAAGGGCGCGCGGCCACGCGUAGUGAACUCCACGUGCAGUGACUUCAACCACGGCUCAGCCCUGCACAUCGCUGCCUCCAACCUGUGCCUGGGCGCGGCCAAAUGUUUGCUGGAGCAUGGCGCCAACCCAGCGCUGAGGAAUCGGAAGGGGCAGGUGCCAGCUGAGGUGGUCCCAGACCCUAUGGACAUGUCCCUGGACAAGGCAGAGGCUGCGCUGGUGGCCAAAGAGCUGCGAACGCUGCUGGAAGAGGCUGUACCACUAUCGUGUGCCCUUCCCAAGGUGACAUUACCCAACUAUGACAACGUCCCAGGCAAUCUCAUGCUCAGCGCAUUGGGCCUGCGUCUAGGAGACCGUGUUCUGCUGGAUGGUCAGAAGACGGGCACACUGCGGUUCUGCGGGACCACAGAGUUUGCCAGCGGCCAGUGGGUGGGCGUGGAGCUGGAUGAACCUGAGGGCAAGAAUGAUGGCAGUGUUGGGGGUGUCCGGUACUUCAUCUGCCCUCCCAAGCAAGGUCUUUUUGCCUCUGUGUCCAAGAUCUCCAAAGCAGUGGAUGCACCCCCCUCAUCUGUCACCUCCACGCCCCGGACUCCCCGGAUGGACUUCUCCCGUGUUACUGGCAAAGGCCGAAGGGAACACAAAGGCAAGAAGAAGUCCCCAUCGUCCCCAUCUCUGGGCAGCCUGCAGCAGCGUGAGGGGGCCAAGGCUGAAGUUGGAGACCAAGUCCUUGUGGCAGGCCAGAAGCAGGGGAUUGUGCGCUUUUAUGGGAAGACAGACUUUGCCCCAGGUUACUGGUAUGGCAUUGAGCUGGACCAGCCCACAGGCAAGCACGAUGGCUCUGUCUUUGGUGUCCGGUACUUCACCUGCCCCCCAAGGCAUGGAGUCUUUGCACCAGCAUCCCGCAUUCAGAGGAUUGGUGGAUCUACGGAUCCCCCUGGGGACAGUGUUGGAGCCAAAAAAGUACAUCAAGUGACAAUGACACAGCCCAAACGCACCUUCACGACAGUCCGGACUCCAAAGGACAUUGCGUCAGAGAACUCUAUCUCCAGGUUGCUCUUCUGCUGCUGGUUUCCAUGGAUGCUGAGGGCAGAGAUGCAGUCUUAGAGGCCCUGGAUACCUGACAGAGACAAAGAAGUCCCUUCUAGCAUCUCCUGACACAAGGAGCCCCCAGUCACCCUGAGAUAGAGAUUCCCAGUAACACAUCCAGAAUAGAGACUCCCCAUUAGCCAACCCUCAAUCACUGAAGUCCCAUUAUUAACAGAUCCCCAUGAUAACCUGCCCCCCAAAUACAGACCCCAUAUCACCCAGAAAAAGAUUCCCUAAGUAGCACCUUCAGGCUAGUCCCUAUCCCAGCCCCUCAGAGCAGAACCCUAAUUAACAGAUUUCUGCAUCACCCCAAAUGAUGGUUGAUCCUUUCCAUAUAAUAUUCCAUAACAGGACAUUCUGAGUCACUCAUCAGUGGAUCAGAAACUCCCCCAUUAACAAAGACUCUCUCUGAUUCUCCUUGUAAUAAACAUAGGUCACAACUCCAGAGUAAUAGACCAUGUCACUAUCCCCAUUUAACAUCAUUGCCCUCAAGAUUCCGUGAUCCCAUGGUCACCCCGAAGCCCUUCCAUUCCAUUCCCCCUUUCAAAGACUCUCCAUGAACAAAGACCCUUGUUCUCACCCCUCAAGAAAAGACCCACUUUAACUAGCCCACUGUCACCCCCCCCAAUUUAUAGACACCAAAACAGUCCUGGAAGUGCUAAUUACAGGACCCCCAAGUCUUCCUACCCUCUGCACCCUCAAGAAACCCCCAGUGCCUUGUAUGAAGCCCACCCCACAUGGCCUCCAGCCUCUGUGCUGGCCAGGCUCCCAGAAAAUUCUCUAUUUUUGAAGUAAUGACUUCCCCCUUUGGGGGACCCCAAAAUUUGGAGACCCCAUUCUGAGACUCUGGGGAUCCCACACCCCAGAGUAUACAUGUCCCAAGACCCCCUGUGCCCCCAAGUCCUAUAACCCCUAGAAGAUCCCAAAUUUCUAACUCCCAGGACCCCCAAAUCAUGGAAUCCCCAAAUCCCCAGGGAAUCCCAAAUUUAAAAGUCCAAUCGCAAACCCCCAGGAAAACCCAAUUAUGAGGUCCUUGUACCUGGGAUGGAGGAGACUGCAAUCGGGAAAUGUAUUCCAGGCUCUCAGGGUAUUUCAAGCCCUGUCCAUAGGCACCAGGAGACCCCCAAACAUGAAUUCCCAUCCUGGAAACUGCAGGACUUCAAUGCCCUGAGUUCAAGGAUCUCAAGAAACCCAAAUUCAAGAGCCCCAGCCCUAAGGGACCCCCAAAUCCUAAAGCCUCCGUCUAUAAUACGUGGAGGGCCCCGAGGCCCUGAAGCGAUCCCAAGUCUUGGAGCCCCCAUUUCAAUCUAUCUUCUGGUCACAGGUCCAAGACACCAAAUCUGAUUUACUGGCCACAAAGGACCUCAAAGCACUUGGGCCAGGCCAACAGCCUAAGGGAGAACCUGAAGGCCCCGCGGGUCCAGGGCAGACCUGGGGCCCUGACCACCAAGGACAGCUCACGACUGCCCCGUCUCACUGCAUGUCCCCAAACUCAGCAUGACCCCUGUCCUCUUCAAUAAAGACGUUUCUACGGCC
Messenger RNA from Marmota flaviventris (yellow-bellied marmot), 3361 nucleotides. It is a transcript of the gene Clip3, whose product is annotated as CAP-Gly domain containing linker protein 3. Gene Ontology annotation, molecular function: microtubule plus-end binding. Gene Ontology annotation, biological process: cytoplasmic microtubule organization. Gene Ontology annotation, cellular component: cell cortex; microtubule plus-end; nucleus. The record is from RefSeq and is a predicted model, not a curated record. Lineage: Eukaryota; Metazoa; Chordata; Mammalia; Rodentia; Sciuridae.